Messenger RNA from Durusdinium trenchii, 1539 nucleotides. Lineage: Eukaryota; Dinophyceae; Suessiales; Symbiodiniaceae. The record is from the annotation of a GenBank genome assembly.
AUGAGCCAAACGCAAGUAUCCAAAAAGAGAAAAUUUGUCGCUGAUGGCGUGUUCAAUGCCGAGCUGAACGAGUUCUUGGCACGCACCUUGGGAGAAGACGGCUAUGCCGGUGUGGAAGUGCGUGUGACCCCCAUCCGCACGGAGAUCAUCAUCCGCGCCACCAGGACCCGCGAGGUGCUGGGCGAGAAGGGUCGGCGCAUUCGCGAGCUGACGGCCCUGGUGCAGAAGCGCUUUGGUUUUCCAGAGAACAGCGUCGAGCUCUUUGCCGAGCGCGUCGAGAAUCGCGCCAGCUGCGCAAUGGCUCAGUGCGAGUCCUUGCGCUUCAAGCUCAUUGGUGGCCUCGCAGUCCGUCGGGCCUGCUAUGGUGUGCUCAGAUUCAUCAUGGAGAACGGCGCCAAGGGAGUAGAGGUCAUCAUCAGCGGCAAGUUGCGCGCCCAGCGAGCCAAGGCCAUGAAGUUUAGACAAGGCUACCUGAUCUCCACGGGAGAGCCCAAGAGACACUACAUCUCAGAGGCAGUUCGGCACGUGCAGAUGCGUCAGGGUACCAUCGGCAUUAAGGUGAAGAUCAUGAUGUCGCACGAUCCUGAAGGCAAGAUGGGACCAAAGAUGCAAUUGCCCGACAACGUCGUUGUGCAUGAGCCAAAGGAAGAGGUUGUGCCAAUGAUGCCACCUCCAGAGCAGGAGGAGCAGCAGUAUAGCUACAACCAGGGCCAGGGCUACGACAACAAUCAGGGCUAUAAUCAAGGCUACAACCAGGGCUAUAACCAGGGCUACAACCAGCAGGAAGGCGUGUUCAACGCCGAGCUGAACGAGUUCUUGGCACGCACCUUGGGAGAAGACGGCUAUGCCGGUGUGGAAGUGCGUGUGACCCCCAUCCGCACGGAGAUCAUCAUCCGCGCCACCAGGACUCGAGAGGUCCUUGGUGAAAAGGGGCGUCGGAUUCGUGAGCUCACUGCCCUGGUGCAGAAGCGCUUCGGCUUUCCCGAGAACAGCGUGGAGCUUUUCGCAGAACGAGUCGAGAACCGUGCCAGCUGUGCCAUGGCUCAGUGUGAGUCUUUGCGCUUCAAGCUGAUUGGUGGCCUUGCAGUGCGCCGUGCCUGCUACGGAGUGCUGAGAUUCAUCAUGGAGAACGGCGCCAAGGGAGUAGAGGUCAUCAUCAGCGGCAAGUUGCGCGCCCAGCGAGCCAAGGCCAUGAAGUUUAGACAAGGCUACCUGAUCUCCACGGGAGAGCCCAAGAGACACUACAUCUCAGAGGCAGUUCGGCACGUGCAGAUGCGUCAGGGUACCAUCGGCAUUAAGGUGAAGAUCAUGAUGUCGCACGAUCCUGAAGGCAAGAUGGGACCAAAGAUGCAAUUGCCCGACAACGUCGUUGUGCAUGAGCCAAAGGAAGAGGUUGUGCCAAUGAUGCCACCUCCAGAGCAGGAGGAGCAGCAGUAUAGCUACAACCAGGGCCAGGGCUACGACAACAAUCAGGGCUAUAAUCAAGGCUACAACCAGGGCUACAACCAGGGCUACAACCAGCAAGAAGGUGGCUAUUGA